AUCUGACUCAUCCAAGAAGAAACAUACACAAAGUUUAAUCAUGUCAGUGAUUCAAAUGACAACUGAACAGCUUCAACAACUGAUUGAAGGAGUUCGAGCUGCAGCUGUAGCUGCCAAUCCAACAGCAGCCGCACCAGUAGCUGUAAAGUCAAAGGGAAGCUUUUCCAAUUGCAGCUCUCGUUUUGGUGGACAACGAGAUCAUGAUGCUGUCGAACAAUUUAUAACCUCAAUGGAGACCUACAAAGAAGUAGAACAUAUCAGUGAUGAAGAUGCAUUACGUGGUAUUUCCUUACUAUUUUACGGCCUUGCAUCGACAUGGUGGCAAGGUGUCAAAAGAGAGGCAAAAACCUGGAAUGAUGCCGUUGAACUUAUUCGUAGCCAUUUCUCACCAACCAAACCUCCAUACCAAGUCUACAUGGAGAUCUUCCAGUCUAACCAAAAUGAAUCUACCGCUAUUGACACAUUUGUAUGCCAAAAAAGAGCUUUGUUAGCACAAUUGCCUGAAGGGCGUCAUAAUGAAGAGACUGAAAUUGAUUUAAUUUAUGGACUAUUGAAUGUUAAAUAUCGCAAACAUAUUGCUCGUCAUGAUGUCAAGACAUUCCGAGAUCUGUUGGAGAAGGGUAGAGUAAUUGAGCACAAUAACACCGAAGCAAGUGGACGUAAAGAUUAAACAGGUACUAUGGAAGGAACUCGGUACAUACAUGGAUUACGGGAAGUAAAAAAGCAUUGUUAUCAAGCAAGAGAAUAAUGGUAACACUGCAGAAAGUAGAAGUCAGCUUAAAGAAGACCAAGUAAGAUAAAAAAAAACUUCGCAAAUGCUGAACAUCUAAAUUUUCAGUAACUUUUCAAUCUAGUGGCUUGGACAGAGAAAUAGUCCAAAG
Episyrphus balteatus (marmalade hoverfly) is the source of this 881-nucleotide messenger RNA. Its product is annotated as activity-regulated cytoskeleton associated protein 1-like. The transcript has a single exon. The record is from RefSeq and is a predicted model, not a curated record. Bases 41 to 670 code for a protein of 209 amino acids. Lineage: Eukaryota; Metazoa; Arthropoda; Insecta; Diptera; Syrphidae.